Dalotia coriaria is the source of this 1300-nucleotide messenger RNA. RefSeq names its product pyrimidine-specific ribonucleoside hydrolase RihA-like. The record is from RefSeq and is a predicted model, not a curated record. The coding region runs from base 156 to 1250 and encodes 364 amino acids. Lineage: Eukaryota; Metazoa; Arthropoda; Insecta; Coleoptera; Staphylinidae. Gene Ontology annotation, molecular function: hydrolase activity, hydrolyzing N-glycosyl compounds. The transcript has 3 exons.
AUAUUCCCAUAGUUUCGGUCAUGUAUUAUUGUUAUUAUUCAGUCAGUAUGUCAGGGUGAUUCAAAUUCAUUAUAAAAAUUCAUACAAUUUUUCAUUGUAUAAUGUUCAAUUAGUCAAAACAUUAAGUAAAUCAUACAUUAAUUUUUUUCGAAACCAUGUUCUCUCAUAAACUCCUUCCUUUCAUGUCCCUCGCGCACUAUAAAUUCAUGACGUUUAUGACCAGCACUGUAAAUCAAGAUUUCAAAAAACGCAAACUGACUAAAGCCAAAUCAAACAAAUCCAAACCCAACAAUGACUCCACAUCAGAUGUGGAUGCCUCUCCUAAGCGUGUCAUAUUGGAUUGCGACGUGGGAACUGACGAUGCCGUAGCUCUUUUCUUAUUGUUAUCAGCAGAAUUGAAGAAACUGGUAAAGAUUGAAAUGAUUGUCUGCACACGAGGCAACAGCAGCCUUCGUAAUGUCUGCCGCAAUACAAUACGUUUGCUCGAAGUGGCCAAACGCACUGACAUCCCUGUUUACAAAGGUUCACACGAAGCAUUUCUGCCCACCUCCGCACCUGAUGAAUUCUAUCACGGUGUGGACGGUUUCGGUGAUUUGAAGCAUCAACACGAGCCAGACUUGUCACUCAUCCGCCCAGAACCGGCCCUAAUUGCAAUGCGAGACCUCAUAGUAAACAAUCCCAAAGAAAUCACCGUCAUCGGUAUAGGGCCUUUAACAAACAUCGCGCUCCUAAUGCGAUACUAUGGCGAUGUUAAUCAAAACAUUAAAGAUUUAUAUAUCAUGGGCGGAAAUCAUUUGGGCAUUGGCAACGUAACACACUCAGCAGAGUUCAAUUUCUUUACAGAUCCAGAAGCCGCACAGGUUGUGUUGUACAGCGCUGAAUGCCCUUUAAAUUUAUUGACCUGGGAGACUUGUCUAGAAACAAAAAUUCCACUAAAAUGGCGGAUUGACGCUCUAGGCAAUGACGGCGGGGAGACCUGGAAGUUAAUUGAUCGCGCCGAAAGAGUCGUCUAUAAAAAUAUGGACCAAUGGUUGCCAUGUGACGCGUUUCUUGUUGCCGCCAUGUUGUAUCCCGAUAUAGUGAAGAAUAAGAUGCGCCGUUAUCUUGAUGUUGAAUUGCACGGUAAAUUAACACGUGGACAAAUGGUUGUGGAUCAUCUCAAUAAAACGCCACCCAAUGCAACCAUUAUUCAACAGAUCGAUUCGGAAAUGUUUAAACAUUUGAUGUGUAGUGUUUUUAUGAAGUUUUGAUUUGUUUUUGGUACUAUUUGCUUAAUAAAUUAGGAUGUACUGCAGUAUAA